Symbiodinium necroappetens is the source of this 1530-nucleotide messenger RNA. The record is from the annotation of a GenBank genome assembly. Lineage: Eukaryota; Dinophyceae; Suessiales; Symbiodiniaceae.
GCCGAGCUUCUGUCCCGACAAGAUCUCCGCAUUCAGCAGCUGGAGCAGCGCUUGGAGCGAUUACUGGAGCAAGGUGCUCGUACCGUCGUCGCGGAGGUUGUGGAAGAUGUUCAGGCGAAUGACGUGGUUGAGGUGAAGCUUGUUGCCGCACCACAGGCCGAUGAGGAGGACGAGAUACACGAUGGUGUAGCUCUGUACGAGUUUGACCAGUCGAUAUGGGAUGCUGCUCUCCUCCUCUUCUUCAACAAUGCUACGACACCGGUGGACAGGGUGGUUCUGAUAUUGGGCUUUCUCCUGAACUUGGCAUUGCAAAUAGCCCUGCUGCUUACGGUCACGUUUAUUCUGCUGGAGAACCCGUACGCGCAUCAAACUGUCAAAGAAAUGCUGACUUGGCGGGUUGGAGCGCACACGAGCGCAAACUUCGAUGACACUGCCGGGCAGAGCCUUUUGAGGCGACUCUGCAACCAGGAGCUCUGGUCUUACGAGCAAGCAGAGUUCAAGCUGAUGUACGACUACCUGUACCAGGUCGUUCCAGGUUAUAUCUUGAGCUCUCUGGCCAUCAUCAUGUGGAUCCUCACUGUGAUGGUCGAGUUCCGGCGAUGUACAGAGCAGGCCCUUGCAGUCAUCCACCUCCCUGCAAUCUCCCCCCGGGAGUCGGGGGCUGUCCACCACCGCGACGGGAGGAUAGCCAUUAAAGGCAUACAGCCCACGAAGCGAUGUCUGGCGCUGGUCACACUUAGCCUCCCGCGCAUCGCGGUGAUGCUCUGGAUGGCAUUGUUCGGCUGCCAAUACCUGGCACAGACGGUCAGCCUUGAGAAUAUUGUGCUGAAUGCUGUGGGCCUGGCAUUCAUCAUGGACGUGGAUGAGCUAAUCGCACACGUGCUCCUGACGGAACAGCUGCGAUCUAUGCUCCCUCGAAUUGAGCCGAUGCGAUGUGGAGAGUCUUCCGGGAAGCCUGUGUCCAUUUGCCCUCCUGUGAAAGACCUGACGCGCUACGUCGUCACCACUGGUUUGAUCAUCCUGGCCUUCAACCUCUGGCUUGUCCCCUUUGACGCGAACGUGCGGGGUGCUGCCAUGGCCUUGUGCGGUGGCUUCCAGGACUUCAGCUUUGAAGGCGGUGUUGCGGAGAAUGCCCCGAUCAUUCUUCAGCCGGCCUCCUUCGGGCAAGACGCCUGGGUCACUGACUGUGGAGGAACGACCACCAACGGCACGAUCCAAGACGACUACUUACAGCGCUACUACGGGGUGCGAUACAACGCCAGCGUGAAGAACAGAAUCAAAAGCGCCACUGGGGAUGAUUAUCACAAGCUGCGCAUGAAGAAUGUGCUGCAAUUUGCUUACGCCAAUUCCCCUGACUUCGGUGCAUCGCACAACUGCGGUUCGGAUUCGGUUCUGGGACCUCAAGACAAAGACUCGAAAGCACGAGCCUUUGCUGCUUUUUGGAGGGCACCUUCUUUUGGGGCUGUUUUUUGCUUUCGCUACAUGUCCCUUUCGGUGUGGUGCCUUUGCCCGCCAAGAGAGUGCAAUUGA